AUGCGUGCACACGUGCCCUUUUCGCUUCAUGCAGCAGACCCACUCCACCAUGCCCAUCCACUGUUCUCCAUGUGCGGGCCGUGUGCCUCUGUUUUCGUCGUGUUGCCAGUCAACAAGCGGCUCCUCUCUCUUGCAGGACACACGCACACACACACACGCAGACAAGAGGAUACAAGCGUGGCAAUGAAAACGCUCGUGAAGCGACAGCGGUCGAAGUCUGUGCACGAAGCGAGAUCGCAUCGCACUUCAGGGAAGGAAAGCACCACCUCCUCGCCCUCGGCGCCCUCGCCAGCGUCAUCUCACACCUUGGCGGCUGCCUCCGACAUAGCCGCCACAUGCUCAGCUACCGCCUCUGUGCCCGAUGGUCGAGAGCCCUGCAAGAGUGCCCUUCUCGUUGUGAGUACCUGCCACGCUGUCAUGGCUGGUCUCGUGUACCGUAAGGAGAAAUUCUACAUAAAGUUCUCGGUGAAGCGGCACGUCGGUCGUGUAAACAGUGUUGCAGUAACGGAGCGCUAUAUGGCUAGCAGUGGCGUCGACGAGCGGGUUUUUCUCUUCACAAACAAGGCCGAGGAGCGCCUGACAGCAGCGGCGCGCAAGAAGAUCCGGGAGGCUGGCGAGCCCCUCGCAGUGCGGCUGGCUGAUCUAGGCAGCAUCGCGCCACCAUCUGAAGUCACCGCGCUUGUUUUCGCGGACGGCUCUCAGCACCUCCUGUGUGGCUGCUCUGAUGGUCAGCUGCUGAUCUACCGCUGCCGCGACUGGUCCGUCAGCACAACGCUCACGGUGCACGAGAAAGCUGUUGUUGGUCUUGCUGUGCACCCCGGCAGCCACGGCAGUCUUGCCGUCACCGUAGGAGAGGAUCGUGUGAUUGCCGUGCUCGACCUUGUGAAGGCGAAGCUGCUGACGAAGUGGAAGUACAACCCCUCUCUUGCAGCUGCUGGCAGUGUCUCUCGGAAGUCUGAGGACGACGCACAAAAGCAGGCGCAGAGGCCGUCUGUCUUUGCUUCAGCACGCGAGGAACCCGUCGGUGUUUUCUUCUCUCCUCAGGGCACCCGGCUAGUCAUCUUUAGCCGCUUCUCCUUUGUCGUCUAUGAGGCUUCUGUCAUGCAGCCCAUCUGCAGCCUUCGCUAUGCCAACCCGCAGCCACCGGACGAGAUGCACCACUUCGCCUUCUUCUCCGAAGCGGAGCUCAUCGUGGGCACCGAGGUGGGCGCGCUUAAAGUGUGCCGCAUUGAAGGAACUCCCGAUAAGCCGUUGAACAUGACGGCGCGGUUGGUCCCGAUCCCCGUGACAUAUCCAGAGAGCGUGCGCGCAGCGGCGGCAGCGCUGUUGGCGACGCCGGUGAAAGUGGACGUGGAAGCCCGCCUAAAAAACCCGUUGAGGCACAUCAACCGUGUGAAGGCACUGCAGGUGCAGGGCAGCACCAUCUUCUCCAUCGACUCCAGCGGCAUUGUGAUUGCCUGGAACGCAAGGAUGACGGCAGAGGACCGGCUGAGUCUGCAGUACGUGACGAGUGCCAACUGUCAAGGACGCGUAACGGGCAUGGAGCUCUACCCCCUUCCUGUGUAG
Messenger RNA from Leishmania major strain Friedlin, 1566 nucleotides. RefSeq lists its product as hypothetical. The coding region runs from base 1 to 1566 and encodes 521 amino acids. The record is from RefSeq and is a predicted model, not a curated record. NCBI's taxonomy places the organism in Eukaryota, Euglenozoa, Kinetoplastea, Trypanosomatida, Trypanosomatidae. The transcript has a single exon. Gene Ontology annotation, molecular function: protein binding.